AAGGGAAGAGUGCAGGAGGGAGCAAUCUGUCCACACAGGCAGCCUCCGCCCACCCGCACUUCACUCCCAUUCACCUGCUGCUCGCCUUGAGCUGCAUUCAUUGCUGCUGGAUCUCGCCACACUUGCAGCAGCUCCGCCAGAGAGUCGACGAGAGCGCAUCGCGUCAGAUCCGCCUUCGCUUAUCACUUAACGCGCGGUUCUUCCCGUCAGUCCGACCACUCGCCAUGACGUCCAGGUCGUCUGCCAUGCGAUCCGUCGCUCUCAAGGGCGCGAGCCUCCUGCUCGGCUCCCGCGCCCAGCCCCGCCUCUCCCCCGCCAUCCAUGCCGCCGCCGCCGCCGCCACCGCUCCCGCGCGCAACAUCACGUCCGUCGCCGCCGCCGCCAUCCCCGCCGCGUCCGACGAGACGCCGAUCCCAGUCGACAUCGCCGUGCCGUUCAAGGGCCACCGCAUCGAGCCGCCUUCGACUUCCGUGACGACGACCCCCAAGGAGCUGAUCAAGUUCUUCUUCGACAUGUUCCUCAUGCGGCGCCUCGAGAUCUCCUCGGAUUCGCUCUACAAGGCGAAGCUGAUCCGCGGGUUCUGCCACCUGUACGACGGGCAGGAGGCGGUGUGCGUGGGCAUGGAGGCGGGCCUCACGUACGACGACUGCAUCAUCACCAGCUACCGCGACCACUGCACGCACAUUGGCCGCGGGGGGACGGUGCUGGAGGUGAUUGCGGAGCUCAUGGGGCGCGUGGCGGGGUGCAGCAAGGGCAAGGGCGGCUCCAUGCACAUGUACAACAAGGCCACGAAUUUCUACGGCGGGAACGGGAUCGUCGGCGCGCAGACACCGCUGGGCGCGGGGUUGGCGUUCGGGCAGAAGUACAGCAAUGUGCCGGGGGUGACGCUCGCCAUGUACGGCGACGGCGCGGCGAACCAGGGGCAGCUGUUCGAGGCGAUGAACAUCGCGGGGCUGUGGGAUCUGCCAGUCAUCUACGUCUGCGAAAACAACCACUACGGCAUGGGCACGGCGGAGUGGCGCGCGGCCAAGAGCCCCGAGUUCUACUGCCGCGGUGACUACGUCCCUGGCCUCAAGGUGGACGGCAUGGACGCGCUGGCCGUGAAGCAAGCCGUGUCUUACGCCAAGGCCCACGCGCUCAAGAACGGACCCAUUGUGCUGGAGAUGGACACGUACCGGUACCACGGGCACUCGAUGUCGGACCCGGGCAGCACGUACCGCACGCGCGAGGAGAUCUCGGGCGUGCGGCAGGAGCGCGACCCCAUCGAGCGAAUCCGCAAGCUGCUGCUGGCCAAGGAGGUGGUCACCACCGCCGAGCUCAAGUCGCUGGAGAAGGAGGCCAAGGCGCUGGUGGAGGCCGACAUUGAGAAGGCCAAGGCAUCGCCCUUCCCCGAUCCCAAGGAGCUUUUCACCGACACCUUCGUCAACCCCAAGGGCACCGAGUUCUACGGUGCUGACCGGGCGGUGACUCACGUUACAUUGUGAUACUGCAGCAGCUAAAUCAUUCGCAGAUAGGUUUCUUGGGGCUGUGAUACGGAAAUAGUAUUGCUAUGACUCUCCAUUAUGCAAACCCCUGUACUACCGUAGCUGCGAAUAUUGUGUACUUCAACAAAUAUUAGGUGUCGAAGUAAAAAUUUGUGUGUGCCAUGGCAUGGCUCAUGCUGGAACAGUCAUAAAUGUAA
Messenger RNA from Closterium sp. NIES-67, 1681 nucleotides. The record is from the annotation of a GenBank genome assembly. Lineage: Eukaryota; Viridiplantae; Streptophyta; Zygnematophyceae; Desmidiales; Closteriaceae.